UCUGUUCACUCCAGUUCAAUCGACUCAAUAAACCGUUUGUGCACCUCCUUCUGAAACACGUCAUCAGUGCAUUAUUUAUCCAUAUUCUAUAUUCUAUAUUCUAUAUUGUAUAUCUGUUUUCGAUUCGGUUCGAUUCGGUGCGGUGCGGCGCGUUGCGUUGCGGUUCGUUUAUUCGAUCCAAAUCGAUUGGGAAAUCGCUGUGGAGGUAAACACACGAAUAAAUUGAAAGCUGUGGGAUAAACAAAACAAAAACAGAAACAGACACAGAAAAAAGCAUCAACAGAUUCUUUCCCGAAAGAUCAGCCACAGAAGAGAAUGUCUCUGCCGAUGGCGCAGUACCUCGUCCUCUUCGCGGGAGCGGCGCUCCUUCUGCCCACCGCCUGGGGCUACCAGGAGGAGAUGCGGUAUCCCUGCGCCUUCAUCGACACCGCCAACAUUACGGGCAGCUUCGGGACGGACGGCUCGUAUGUCCACAACUGGACGGUGAUUCCCCGCAACCUGGUGGCCGCCUACGACUUUGUCAUCGAGAACGGCAUUCGAGUGCCGGCUGCCAAGCAUCUGCGGGGCUGUGUCUGCAAGCUGAAGCCCUGUGUUCGCUUCUGCUGCCCGGAAGGAGAGAUCUACGAUUUGGAGAGGAGACAGUGCCUGACCCCAUCCAUCGACCAUCAGCCUCCGCCCGGCCAGACCCACUUCGAGGUGCAGAUGCUGAAUGGCAGCCUCCAGGAGCUGGAACUACGCUCUCGCUUCAGCAUCUAUGUGGAUACGCCGUGUGGACACAUGAAACCAGUGACAAAAGGCUCCGAAUAUGUCCAUUGGACACUGCACGAGAAUGGCACUAUCGCCCAUCGUGGCCACAUCUUCUCCAAACACUAUUGCUACACGCCUCUCCUGCUGCACAACGCCUCCGCCUCCUCCUUUUCCUGGGACUGGCAGCCUCUGGUCUGUGCCCCCGAGAAGCUGCACUUUGUGCUGGGCGUCCGCGAGUGGACCUACGCCAUCUGUCUCUUGAUAUCCAUUAUAUCCAUGGUCAUUGUGCUGGUGGUGUACCUCAUGUGCUCGGAGAUGCGCAACAGCUUCUAUGGUGUGGCCAUCAAGGCCUACACCAUCUGCCUGAUUAUCGGAUAUGCCCUGCUCGGAUACCUCACGCUCCACAACCCGGCCACACUCUCCAAGGCAGCGUGUCGCAUCAUACCUAGCUUGACACUCAUGUAUCUGGUGCUGUCCUUCUACAUCCUGAGCUUUGUUUCCUUCAAGCUCUACCUGAGCUUCCACGGCGUCGUCUUCACGAAGCUCAUGUUCUGGCUGAUCUUCACACCGAUCGUCCUGAUCGCCAUUGGAUGGUCCUUCUUUGUGGGCUUCAGUCACUACGGCUCGCGACUGGUGUUUGGCGGCGACACUUGCUGGUUCGAUCCUCGCAACUGGAGCAUUAUGGUGUACCUGUUCGCCCCAGUUUUUGUGGCCUGUGCCAUCAGCGGUUUCUUCUAUAUUCUCAGCCUCAUUUACAUCAGCGAACAGCCCGAAAUCGAGACGGAAAAGAGCUUCGAGUCGAUCGAGAAGAACCGCUUCAAGUCCUUCUGGAAGUACUUCGGCUACACGGCCCUCGUGUGGCUCGUGUGCGUCUGCUCCUUCGCAUUCAACUACUACCGGGGGGAGCGUUCGCUGCACAACUAUGCCGUUUGCUUCUGCAUGGCCUUCCAUGGGUUCGCGGCACUCUAUGCGCUGAUCGGCAAGAACCAGCAGAUCCAGAACUUCCUGCGACGCAUCGAUAACGAUGAGGAUACCUGCGAGAACUCUGUGCCUUUGUCCAGUUUUUGAGGCGAAUCUCACUGGAAAUUAAUUCUUAGUUUGAUAUUCUUAAGACGUUUGUGUACCCAUUUUUUU
Messenger RNA from Drosophila persimilis, 1881 nucleotides. Its product is annotated as probable G-protein coupled receptor Mth-like 8. Gene Ontology annotation, molecular function: G protein-coupled receptor activity. Lineage: Eukaryota; Metazoa; Arthropoda; Insecta; Diptera; Drosophilidae. The record is from RefSeq and is a predicted model, not a curated record. The transcript is spliced from 6 exons. Bases 316 to 1815 code for a protein of 499 amino acids.